Messenger RNA from Hyphopichia burtonii NRRL Y-1933, 2000 nucleotides. RefSeq lists its product as uncharacterized. Gene Ontology annotation, cellular component: ubiquitin ligase complex; cytoplasm. Lineage: Eukaryota; Fungi; Ascomycota; Pichiomycetes; Serinales; Debaryomycetaceae. The annotation marks the transcript as partial. The transcript has a single exon. Gene Ontology annotation, molecular function: protein binding. The record is from RefSeq and is a predicted model, not a curated record.
AAUGCCUAGUGAUAUACAUUCAGAUAGCACAGGAGUUGAUGAGAGCUUAUCUGAAGAGAUCAAUGGCUUAAAUGUGGUUGAUUUUCCCAUGAAUUAUAGUAACAUGCCUUCUUCCGCACAUCGAAUAUUACAACCAGAAUUAUCAAGUUCUUCAUCGCAAGGGCAAACGGAGAAUAGAGUAAGAUCCAAUCCAGAGGCUGAAACUAAUGCAGGUAAUGAACAGGAAAAUGAAGAAGAACGAGUUUUCCAGGAACUUUGUAUGGCAUGUAGGGCUGGAGAUCAUGAUACAGUUGAUUCCUUACUUGCAGUGCCCAACGUUGACAUCAAUCGGGUUGAUGAAUGGGACUAUUCACCAUUAAUCCUAGCAUCUCUUUGUGGUCAUAUUAAAAUUGUAGAGCUACUUUUAUCUAGAGGUGCAGUAUGUGAUCGAGAUACUUUCCAAGGAGCCAGAUGUAUAUAUGGGGCAUUGAACGAUACUAUCCGAGAUGUUUUGAUAAGUUUUGAUAUUUCGAAGAAAGUGGAUAUGUCUCAACCAUUUGCCAGUCAUAUUUCUUCAUUAUUGAGUCCGUUAUUUCAAUUAUCUGGUAGUGAUAUUGUAUUUCUUUUCCCCCAUGUCCAAGGAACAUUAGCGAGAGAUUUGAGAGUGUUUCGAUUGAAUAGAUUUAUACUAGCAGCAAGAAGUGAGUAUUUCUAUGCAAAAUUAAAAGUUGGAGGUACUUGGAGCCAAAAAGUAGUGAUUGAGAUGCCUCCUAGUACUAGUCCUGAAGUUUUCAAAGCCGUCAUUGAUUACAUUUACUUGAGAACUGACGAUUUACCUAUUGAUCAAUCGAAAAUUCAACACCAAUUGAUUCAAUUUUCCAAAAAAUUAGGAUUGAACGACUUGAAAGAGAGUGUUGAAACUGCUGCCAAAGAAACUGAUAAAAGGGAAAUAUCCAAAAUCAAACAUAAUGCAUCUUUCCAGUUUGUUGAAAAUGCCAGAAAAGACAUGCAUAAGUUUUGUGAACAAAACAUCAUUGAAAAUAAAAUCUCGACAAGUGUUGGUUCUGAUGCAUUUGAAGAAGAUAUAGACUUAGAAGAUAUAGACGUUGGACUGUAUUUGCAAAAUGAAUCCAAAGAGAAAAUUUGCCACUCCAAUUCAUUUAGUGAUAUAAUUCUUGCUACAGUUGAUGCUGAAUCCGAUACAAUUGUGUACUAUCCAGUGCAGAAGUCUAUUUUAGCAAGAUCUGAAUAUUUUGAUACAAUGUUCAAGUCAGAUAUCUUCCUUUCGUCGCAAGAAGAAGUGCCAAUCUUCAAAGACCCUGAACAAACGUUGAAUAAAGUUAUUAUCAAGUAUCCAUCGUUAAAGCCUGAACAUAUCCCCGUGAUUCAAAUCUGCACCAGUACUGCUAAUUUUGAAGUCACUGAAAUAAUUUUAUCCUUUCUUUAUUACGAUGAUAUCUCCCAUAUCCCAUUAAACUUAACCAUUGAGCUUUUAUUUGCAGCCGAUGAGUUAUUCUUAGAAAGACUUAAAACCAUGUGUGCGGUGAACAUCACUUCCAAAUUCGCUCAAUUAUCUUUUGCAGAGCAUCAAUCAUUGAAGGAUCACGUUGGAUACAAUGCUUAUGACCUUAUAAGGGUAGCGUGGCAAACUAGAUGCGAGAGAUUGGAGCAACAUAUAACCAAACUAAUGGCAUAUAAUCUCUCCCUGAUAUUCCACGAUCCAAAAGAGCAUGAAUAUCUUUUAAGAUUGAUCGAAGAAUCCGCUGAGAGAAUCAAGGAAAGACAAGAUACCGAUACCAUUGAAUUGGUUGAUGAUAUAAGAUACUACAUAUCUAAGAAAUACACCGUGAAUGAUGAAUUUGAAGAUUUCGAACCAAUGAGUGCUCACUUCAGGGAAAACGAUCCCAACUAUGUCGAACCAGACGAUAUCAGAGCCUACAAAAACAGUCUAAUAUUAUACGAAAGAGAUAUCGAGAUAAUUGAUAGCCUAUUGAAUGAGCUAGAAUUAGAUGCAUAGAUAC